AUGUACGCGAAAGAAUGCAGUGGCUUAGUUUUGCUACGAGAGCGUCCUUCUAUUAUCAACUCAUCCCUUGCCCGCUUGGUUGCUGCCUUUUUUGCGGCCCUUUUUUCAGCUCUUUGGUCAAUCUUUGAAGACGAAGUAGAUGGCUCAGGGGGUGGAGGUAAAGAAGCAGGUGACAAGCAGACAGAUGCAGACAGGCGAGGAGAUGGAGAGGGAGAGGGAGAGGGGCGGGGAGAUGGAGAGGGAGAGGGGUGGGGAGAUUGGACAGAAUCCGUACCAGGCACAGAGAAACUCUCAUUCUACGAUGGGGCAGCGGAGGCCAAUGACAAGCGAGGUUUAAAAAUAUGGCAUGUCAGUCAUAAUCUUGCCUGUCAUCUAGCCCUGUCUAAGAAGGAGGUCGAAUUCAAUAUGUAUAUAAAGGACCCCUAA
Mucor mucedo is the source of this 426-nucleotide messenger RNA. RefSeq lists its product as uncharacterized. The record is from RefSeq and is a predicted model, not a curated record. The coding region runs from base 1 to 426 and encodes 141 amino acids. The transcript is spliced from 4 exons. NCBI's taxonomy places the organism in Eukaryota, Fungi, Mucoromycota, Mucoromycetes, Mucorales, Mucoraceae.